Messenger RNA from Vicia faba (fava bean), 495 nucleotides. The record is from the annotation of a GenBank genome assembly. NCBI's taxonomy places the organism in Eukaryota, Viridiplantae, Streptophyta, Magnoliopsida, Fabales, Fabaceae.
AUGAGGAGGCCUGCAAGGUGUUAUCGACAGAUCAAGAAUAAGCCAUACCCUAAGUCACGUUUCUGUCGCGGGGUUCCUGAUCCUAAGAUCAGAAUUUACGAUGUCGGCAUGAAUAAGAAAGGUGUCGACGAGUUUCCUUUCUACGUCCAUCUUGUUAGUUGGGAGAAGGAAAAUGUGUCAAGUGAAGCAUUGGAAGCUGCUAGGAUUGCCUGCAACAAGUACAUGUCAAAGUUUGUUGGAAAGGAUGUGUUUCACUUGAGUACUUGGAUAGCUCUUCUGUUCUGUUAUUCAUCAUGGGAUAUCUAUUUUUGCAUUUGGUUUAACAGUCACUUUAAAUGCUUGCUCAGGGGUUUCACCAAGUUUAACCGAGUCGAUUACCUCAAGUACAAGUCAGAGAACAGGAUUUUGCCUGAUGGUGUGAAUGCUAAGCUUCUUGGGUGCCACGGCCCAUUGCCUAAUCGUCAACCUGGAAGAGCUUUUAUUGCAGCUUCUUAG